This is a messenger RNA of Ostertagia ostertagi, 273 nucleotides long. The record is from the annotation of a GenBank genome assembly. NCBI's taxonomy places the organism in Eukaryota, Metazoa, Nematoda, Chromadorea, Rhabditida, Trichostrongylidae.
UUCUUGGGAACUGCUUUUUCUCCAGUUAAAGCUGAUAUCAAUGGUAAUGUCGUCAAAGUUCGUACGCGGUUCGAAAAGGAUCGGAUAGGUCAACGCUAUUUACAAGAUUUGAUAGACAGCGAUCUAAGAGACCACGGAGGCAAUCUCGGAAUCGCCACUGAAGGUCUUCUGUGGUUGAAGAGAGGACUCGAGUUCAUGCUGGAAAUGCUCACAUUGAUGGUGCAGGAGUACAGAUCUACGCCAGAUAAAAGUAAACAUUUUCAGUUUGAGUGA